Ipomoea nil (Japanese morning glory) is the source of this 2512-nucleotide messenger RNA. Its product is annotated as potassium transporter 5-like. Gene Ontology annotation, biological process: potassium ion transmembrane transport. Gene Ontology annotation, molecular function: potassium ion transmembrane transporter activity. Gene Ontology annotation, cellular component: membrane. The transcript is spliced from 8 exons. Bases 75 to 2372 code for a protein of 765 amino acids. The record is from RefSeq and is a predicted model, not a curated record. Lineage: Eukaryota; Viridiplantae; Streptophyta; Magnoliopsida; Solanales; Convolvulaceae.
CUCUUUUAUAACCAAAACUCUACUCUCUAUCUGCACAUAUAUGCUAGUGUAAAUUUUCCCUUGAGAGAAAAAUAAUGUCUAGUGUUGAGCCAACCCUCCAUGAUGAGAGUGAGAGCAGUGGCAUAGAGCCAACCACCGAUGAAAUUUCUUCCCAAAUUCCAUCCACCCCGCUUCAAGACCGGAAAAAUUCUUGGUUCAAGUUGAAACGAUUGGACUCGCUGGAUCUCGAGUCCAACAAGCUUAAAGGCCGACACGCUCACCAUCACGCCUCUAAGGGGUUGGGAUGGUCAGUGGUGUUGCAACUAGCGUUCCAGAGCAUAGGAGUGGUGUAUGGAGACAUCGGAACCUCACCUUUGUAUGUGUACUCCAGCACCUUCACCAAUCCGAUCAAAUACGAUGAUGACAUCCUAGGUGUCCUGUCAUUGAUCUACUACACCAUCACUCUCAUCCCACUCAUCAAAUACGUCUUCAUUGUUCUUCGUGCCAACGACAAUGGAGAUGGUGGGACGUUUGCAAUGUAUUCUUUGAUAUGCCGAUAUGCGAAAGUGGGGUUAAUCCCAAGCCAAGAGGCAGAAGAUGGAGAUGUGUCCACCUUCAAACUUGAGUUGCCUAAUCAUCGUGUUCGUUUAGCUUCUAAGCUCAAAUCCUAUCUUGAAAACAGCACUGUAGCUAAAUUCAUCUUGCUCUUUGCCACCAUGCUUGGCACUUCUAUGGUAAUCGGUGACGGUGUCCUCACUCCUUGUAUUUCAGUUCUGUCAGCGGUGGGCGGCCUGAAGCAAGCAACUUCUAAACUUACCGAUGAUACCGUGGUCUGGAUUUCGGUUGCAAUUUUAGUGUGUCUGUUCAUGAUUCAAAGGUUUGGAACUGACAAAGUUGGCUACACCUUUGCUCCCAUAAUUUGCCUAUGGUUCAUUUCCAUAGCCAUGAUUGGAGUGUACAACUUAGCCAAGCAUGACCACACCGUCCUUAAAGCCGUUAAUCCCAAGUACAUUGUUGACUACUUCCGGAGGAACAAGAAAGAUGCCUGGAUUUCUUUGGGUGGCGUCGUUCUCGCUAUAACUGGAACUGAGGCGCUGUUUGCGGAUGUUGGUCACUUCAGUGUCCGGUCCAUACAAAUCAGCAUGUGUAGUGUAACCUAUCCUGCCCUUAUCUUAGCCUACACCGGACAGGCUGCUUUCCUUCGGAAUCAUAAGGACUUAGUUUCUGACACCUUUUACAGCUCAAUACCAAAAUCUGUAUACUGGCCAAUGUUUGGGGUAGCUGUAGCGGCUGCAAUUAUUGCCAGUCAGGCCAUGAUUUCUGGCACAUUUUCUAUCAUCCAGCAAUCCCUCUCUUUAGGCUGCUUUCCUCGCGUCAAGAUCGUCCAUACCUCCACCAAAUACGAGGGACAAGUUUACAUCCCCGAGGUCAAUUACCUUCUCAUGGUAGCUUGCGUUGCUGUCACUCUCGGCUUCAAAACCACUGCCCGAAUCGGCAACGCCUAUGGUAUCGCCGUGGUUUUCGUGAUGACACUAACCUCAACACUCCUAGUCCUAAUCAUGAUCAUGAUCUGGAAAACCAAUAUCUUCCUGGUAAUCCUGUACGUCCUGGUGAUUGGUUCUGUGGAGCUGCUUUACCUAAGCUCAGUACUGUAUAAGUUUGAUCAAGGAGGGUAUCUCCCCCUCGCAUUUGCCCUCUUUCUCAUGUUCAUCAUGUUCACUUGGAACAUGGUGUAUAGAAAGAAAUACUAUUUCGAGUUGGACCAUAAAGUUUCUUCGGACAAGGUUAAGGAGAUUCUCACCAACACAAAUUCUUGUCGUCUCCCCGGUCUAGCGGUGUUUUACUCCGAGCUGGUUCAUGGGAUUCCCCCAAUCUUCCAACACUAUGUGGAAAACGUGCCGGCUCUUCAUUCCGUUAUGGUUUUCGUCUCCAUAAAGUCUCUCCCCAUCAGUAAAGUCCCGGUGGAGGAGCGGUUCUUGUUCCGCCGUGUCCAGCCCUACGUUUUCCGCUGCGUGGUCAGGUACGGGUACACGGACGUGAGGAACGAGGAGGAGCCGUUCGAGAGGCUGCUGGUGGAGAGGAUAAAAGAGUUCGUAAGAGAUGAUAUCGUGUUUAGACAGGAGAGCAAGAGCGAGGACGAAGCGGCGGCUGAGGAGGAGGUGGAGGCGUUGUCACGGAGAGAGAUUGAGGUGGUGGAUAGGGCGUGGCGGAGCGGGGUGGUGCACUUGGUGGGGGAGCAAGAAGUGGUGGCGGGGAAGGGAGCUGGGAUAGCUAACAAGUUGUUGAUAAAUUAUGUUUACAACUUUAUGAAGAGGAAUUUAAGGCAGAGUUACAAAGUGUUUGAUAUUCCGCAGAAGAGAAUGCUCAAGGUGGGGAUGACCUACGAGCUAUAACAUAUGCAUAUAUGCCAUUAGAGCCCCAAAUAUAUCAUUCAAUUUCUGGUAUAUUACUGUAUGUGUUGUAUAUGUAUGUGGUCCUCUGCUACUCAUAUCACUACAUAAAUAAAAAUGAAGCACCUUAUAUAUCUUUCUUU